Molecule: messenger RNA, 1443 nt
Organism: Wallemia mellicola CBS 633.66
Lineage: Eukaryota; Fungi; Basidiomycota; Wallemiomycetes; Wallemiales; Wallemiaceae
Product: Calreticulin-domain-containing protein
Exons: 1
Biological process (GO): protein folding
Cellular component (GO): endoplasmic reticulum; endoplasmic reticulum membrane
Molecular function (GO): calcium ion binding
Source: RefSeq, a predicted model, not a curated record
GCAAGUGUUGCAGCCAUUGCUCAAGCAGCUACUUACACUCCAACAAACAUAAAAGCACCUUUUAUUGAACAAUUUGACCAGAACUGGGAGUCUAGAUGGAAACAACCAGCUUCUAGCAGGUUCGUCGUUAAAGAACCUGAAGUAUACCCUGGAAUAGAUGAUGAUAAAGGUUUAAUAGCAAUCCAGAAAGCUGCAAAAUACGCGAUUUCAUCGACCUUUGACGAAAUCGUCAAUCCGGCAGGUGAAAAACCGCUCGUCGUACAGUACGAAGUUAAGCUCCAGGAGGGUCUCGAGUGUGGUGGUGCAUAUAUCAAAUUACUCAGCGAAGGUUUCGGUGAAGAUUCCACCAUGACGAGUGACACACCCUACACUAUCAUGUUCGGUCCAGACAAAUGCGGGAUGACGAACAAAGUCCAUUUCAUAUUAAGACAUAAGAAUCCAUUGACCGGCGAGGUAGAGGAAAAGCAUCUGGACAACCCACCAUCAAUCAAACAAUCUAAGACAACAGCACUCUACACGCUCAUCGUCAAUCCUGACAAUACCUAUGAGAUCCUUAUCAACAACGAAUCUGUCAAGUCGGGCUCUCUCUUCAAAGACUUCACUCCACCAGUCAAUCCAUUGCGCGAAAUAGACGACCCACAUGACACAAAGCCUGCAGAUUGGGUCGACGAGGCAGUAAUCCCAGAUCCUAAUGCCACCAAGCCAGAUGAUUGGGAUGAGAAUGCUCCAAAGCAAAUCCGCGAUCCAAACGCCACCAAACCUGCAGGAUGGAAUGAGGACGUCGAAGCAUUUAUACCAGAUCCAAGCACCGAAAAGCCUGCUGAAUGGGAUGAUGAUGAGGAUGGAGAGUUCGUCGCACCGCUCGUACCAAAUCCUGAUUGCGAUUUGACCGUCGGAUGUGGUAAAUGGGAGGCGCCAUUGAUCGCAAACCCUAACUACAGAGGCAAAUGGCAUCCAGACAUGAUCGUGAACCCAGACUUUAAGGGACCAUGGUUACCACGUAAGAUUCCAAACCCAACCUACUUCGAGGACAAAGAACCAUCGGCCAUCACUCCAAUUAGCGGUGUCGGUUUCGAAAUAUGGACCAUGUCACGUGGAAUUCUUUUCGACAACAUCUACGUUGGAUAUAGCAAAGAUGAUGCAAAGGCAUUCGCAGAUGAGACUUACGCAAUCAAGAAACCAAUAGAGGAGAAGAGAGAGAGGGAAGCUCUCGAAGCCACAGUCCAUGAUCCUAGCGAGAGUGAAGGAUUUGAGGCUCUUGCGUUUAUAAGAAAGAACCUUAUUGAUUUCGUUGCCAAGUUCAACGCCGAUCCGGUCCUCGCGUUUAAGGAGAGAUGGGAUGUUGCAGGUGUUUUGGGUGCCGCUAUCGCUGCUUUCUUAGGUUUGCUUGGCACUUUGAUCAGUAUCAUCGGUGGUACAACUGCUGCUACUUCCGCCGCACCA